AGAUUCGCAUUACGCACCGGACUGAAUAAAAUGGCUGACGCCUUCGACGACGAACCGAUUUCAGACCAAGACAAGGUGAGGAUUGCCUCUAACUUUAUUCUUCAUGCUCCACCAGGGGAAUUCAAUGAAGUUUUUAAUGAUGUAAGAAUUUUAGUAAAUGAAGACACUUUACUCAAAGAGGGUGCUUCAGGUGCUUUUGCCCAAUACAAUAAAGACCAGUUCACACCAUGCAAAAUUGAAGGCUCGGAACACCAGGUACUUAUAACAGAACAUGGAGAUCUAGGAAAUAAUAGAUUUUUAGAUCCACGUUCAAAACAGACUUUCCGUUAUGACCAUUUGCGAAAAGAGGCUCAGGAUGUGCAACCUGCAGAGAUUGACCAAAGAGCUGAACCAUGGCGUCAUGCUAUUGAAACUGCUCUUACUGCCUACAUUACCUCCCACUAUAAAUAUGGUGUUACCACUAUCUAUGGUAACAGCAGGGAUGGAAACAUAACUAUUAUUGCCUGCAUAGAGAGUCAUGCCUUUGAACCUAAGAACUGGUGGAAUGGGAGAUGGAGGGGUCAGUGGUCUGUUACAUUUCCAGAAUCUGGCGGUUCCGCUGAAGUGAGUGGUUUAUUGCGAGUUCAGGUCCAUUAUUACGAAGAUGGAAAUGUGCAGUUAGUCAGUUCUAAAGACAUAAAGCAAAAUAUUAAAGUUCAGAAUGAUGCUGAAACAGCCAAGAAUUUUGUGCACCUAGUUUCUGAAGCUGAAGAGGAAUACCAACGGGCUCUUUCAGAAAACUAUCAGACAAUGUCUGACACAACAUUCAAGGCAUUGCGCCGUCAACUGCCAGUUACUCGGUCCAAAAUAGAUUGGAACAAAAUCUUGGGAUAUAAGAUUGGAGGCGAUUUGAAAAGUAAUAAGGGAGAUCAAUAUGAUUAGUGUAUAUCUAAUGUAAUUUAUAAAAUCUUUUACAAAAUAAGGUAUGCUUUUUUUAAAUGCCUAAUAUAAAAUGCCCUUUUCUUUCUAAAUAUUUGAUAAAGACUACCUGUACAUUGGUAACCAUAUACUGAAUUUCAAAAAACAAAAAAAAAUAUUUUUUAAAUUUUCAUUUCAUUUGUUUAUUGUCCAGAUUUGUGUGGGGUUUUGUGUACUUUUUCUUUUAAGUAUUGGUGUGAAAUGGUAGAAUGUUGCAGCAUGAAGAUUAAAAGUUACAAUUUGACUCGUAAUUUGUUACAGUAAUCUGCAACAAAAAUUUUAGGGAGCCAGCAUUUACUCAUUGUCUUUAGUUUUGUCUUGUUUUUUUUUCUUCCAAGAAAAGUUGCAAUACCUGGGGAGUAGAUUGUUUACAGCGUUUUCUUGUAAACAUUUUGUGUUUAUGCUAUUUCCUUGUUUUAUGUUGGUGGUUUUUAUCUGAGAUAAAUUGUAUAAAAGCAAAUUUGUAAUAUGACUGUUACUUUGUGUAAGUAGGCUUACCUAAUAGAUCAGCAAUUUAAAAUGCUCAUCUGACUUUCAUUUUAGGCAUAGCUUUUCACUUAGAUUGUCACAAAAGUAUUAAAUUUAGUAAACAUUGACAUAGUUAGCACUAAAAUCUUCAACAAAACAGGAUUUUUUUUCAAGAUCUUGGUUUGGGAAUUUGUGUAUGCUCUAUUAAAAUUAUUUAUGAGAACUGUGUCUAAUUAUGUUCUAUGCAAUUUCCAGCAUCUACGUUUUCAAUUAAAGUAAAUCAGGCAUAUAUGAAUUUAGCAGUUAUCUUGUAAGAAGGUUUAGUAUUUUAGCUGAACAGUUUAUCAUCAAAGUUUAUCACUGCUUUGUUUUUAAUUUUGGUAAUUAUAACCAUAACCUCUUUUUAUCCCCUUUCAAUAUCAAUUAAUUUUGAACUGCUGUUUAGAACAAUACCUUUUAAAUAAAAAGUAUUUCAUACAUAUUCGGUUAUUAUAUUAGUCAUUAUAUUAUUAGGAUAUAUCAGCCAGUUUUAGCAAUUAUUUUUUUCUUUGUAUGUUUUCAUAUAUGUAGAGCUUUUCUAGCUUUAUGCAUUAAUGUACAAAAAUCUGUAAAUUGAAAUAUUUUAAUGUUGGCUAGAUAUGUUAGCAGUACCAACAUGACUAAUUUCCUGCUAGCAGAAUUUUAUAUUCAUCUCUUAAAAUCAAGAUUAAAUACUACCUAUUUAAAUAUUUCAACAUUGAAGUGUUUUAAAAUUUUAUUUCCCCAUUCUAUAAGGGCUGGAUUUAUAGAGUAUUGUUACUUGUAUGGUUAUGUAUAGAUGGAAAAAUAGAUAUCCAUUAAAAAUUACACGUACAGCAUGCAUACUUUUUAAAUUAACCAUAUGUUAGAUUUACCUUUUUCUGUUUUCUCAACACUCAACUGCAAAGGGAAACAAGUCCAUGUAAGGGUUUGUUGCUUAAAAUAUUAACAUGUAUUUUUCCUUACGAAUUUAAGUUGUUUUUAAAUAAGGUGAAAAUAUAACAGGUCGUUUAGAAUUCUUGUGGCUGAUGCAGUCUCCAAAUUGUUGAAAGGUGACUGUUGAUCUUUCAAUUAAUGCCUAAUAUAGAUUCAUUUUAGCCUGUUGUAACAAACUUAUUUCACAAAAAUUAUAUACAUGAUUAUUGAGUAUCAUUGCAUAUAUCAUAAAGAGCAUGAUUGAUAAACUGAAAUUCCAAAAGA
This is a messenger RNA of Physella acuta, 2643 nucleotides long. Its product is annotated as F-actin-capping protein subunit alpha-2. The record is from RefSeq and is a predicted model, not a curated record. Gene Ontology annotation, cellular component: F-actin capping protein complex; cortical cytoskeleton. Gene Ontology annotation, molecular function: actin filament binding. NCBI's taxonomy places the organism in Eukaryota, Metazoa, Mollusca, Gastropoda, Physidae. Gene Ontology annotation, biological process: barbed-end actin filament capping; actin cytoskeleton organization.